AUGCUGCAUCGAUUUUCUCCUUGGAGAGACAGGCAAGACGUACCGGAUCAGGAGGCACUGGAGGGACUGAAGUGGGACCAUGAUCACAAUCUGGAGGCACUGAAGGUACAGUGGGACCAGGAUCAGAAUCAGGACGCACUGAAGGGAGGGAAGUGGGACCAGGAUCAGAAUCAGGAGGAGUUACUAACGGGAAAGAAGAGGGACAAGGAUCAGAAUAAGGAGUCAAUAAAGGGAGAGAAGCUGGACCAGGAUCAGAAUCAGGAGUCACUAAAGAGAGAGAAGUGGGACCAGGAUCAGAAUCAGAAGGCGCUGAGGGACGAGAAGAGGGAAUCAGGAGGAACUGAAGAGAGAGAAGUGGGAUCAGAAUCAAAAGACAUUGAAUGGAAAGAAGUAGGACCAGGAUCAGAAUCAGGAGGGACUGAAGGGAGAGAAGUGGGACCAGGAUCAGAAUCAGGGAACACUGAAGGGAAAGAAGUGGGACAAGGAUCAGAAUCGGGAGACACUGAAGGGGGAGAAGACCAGGAUCAGAAUCAGGAGGGACUGAAGGGAGAGAAGUGGGACCAGGAUCAGAAUCAGGGAACACUGAAGGGAAAGAAGUGGGACAAGGAUCAGAAUCGGGAGACACUGAAGGGAGAGAAGUGGGACCAGGAUCAGAAUCAGGGAACACUGAAGGGAAAGAAGUGGGACAAGGAUCAGAAUCGGGAGACACUGAAGGGUGAGAAGUGGGACCAGGAUCAGAAUCAGGAGACACUGAAGGGAGAGAAGUGUGAUCAGGAUCAGAAUCAGGAGGAAUUGAAGAGAGAGAAGUGGGAUCAGAAUCAAAAAAUUGAAUGGAAAGAAGUGGGACCAGGAUCAGAACCAGGAGGGACUGAAGGGAGAGAAGUGGGACCAGGAUCAGAAUCAGGAAACGCUGAAGGGAAGAAAGUGGGACAAGGAUCAGAAUCAGGAGACACUGAAGAGAAAGAAAUGGGACUAGAAGACACUGAAGAGAGAGAAGUGGGACCAGGAUCAGAAACAGGAGACAGUGAAGAAAGAGAAGUGGGUCCAGGAUCAGAAUCAGGAGACACUGAAGGGAGAGAAGUAGGACCAGGAUCAGAAUCAGCAGACACUGAAGGGAGAGAAGUGGGGUCAGGAUCAGAAUCAGGGGAACUGAAAGUAGAGAAGUGGGAUCAGAAUCAAGAGACACUGAAUGGAAAGAAGUGGGACCAGGAUCAAAAUCAGGAGGGACUGAAGGGAGAGAAGUGGGACCAGGAUCAGAAUCAGGAGGCACUGAAAGGAAAAAAGCGGGACAAGGAUCAGUAUCAGGAGACACUGAAGAGAAAGAAAUGGAACCAGGAGACACUGAAGGGAGAGAAGAGAGAAGUGGAACCAGGAUCAGAAUCAGGAGACACUGAAGGGAGAGAAGUGGGACCAGGAUCAGAAUCAGGAGACAUUGAAAGGAAAGAAGUAGGACCAGGAUCACAAUCAGAAAGCACUGAAGGGAGAGAAGGAGAGAAGUGGGACCAGAAUCAAAAUCAGGAGGCACUGAAGGAGGGGUUUGACCAGGAUCAGAAUCAGGAGACACUGAAGGGAGAGAAGAAGGACCAGGAUCAGAAUCAGGAGACACUAAAGGUAGAGAAGUUUGACCAGGAUCAGAAUCAGGAGACACUGAAGGGAGAGAAAGAAGUAGGACCAGGAUCAGAAUCAAGAGGCACUGAAGGGAGAGAAGCGGGACAAAGAUCAGGAGGUACUGAAGGGAGAGAAGUGGGAUCAGAAUCAGGAUUAAGAGGCUCAGAAAGGAGAAAAGUGGGAACAGGAUCAGGAUCAGGAGACACUGAAGGGAGAGAAGAGGACCAGGAUCAGAAUCAGGAGGCACUGAAGGGAGGGAAGUGGGACCAGGAUCAGAAUCAGGAGACACUGAAGGGAGAGAUGUGA
Mercenaria mercenaria is the source of this 1914-nucleotide messenger RNA. RefSeq lists its product as uncharacterized. The record is from RefSeq and is a predicted model, not a curated record. The transcript is spliced from 7 exons. Lineage: Eukaryota; Metazoa; Mollusca; Bivalvia; Venerida; Veneridae. The coding region runs from base 1 to 1914 and encodes 637 amino acids.